AUGUUUCCGAGGUCUCCUGUUUUCACCGACAGAUUAAUCCAUCUUGGUCAACAAACUGGCGAUCGCCGAAAGUGGAUUCACCUUUUUGAAACCGUUAAUGCAAUACUAUUCUUCGCAUCCUUGACGGACAUCGUGGAAUCAAGCAGCGAACCUCAGUUUAAGGUAUGCCUUAUUUUCACAUGACUCUUCUUUCAGAGUAAGAUGGACGAAAGUCUCGACUACUUCCUGUUUCUCUUAAACUCAGUUUGCCUCCUGAAGAGGGAUAUAAUCGUCUUUUUUACGAAGAUGGAUAUUCUGCCAGCGGUUUUCGAAAAGACGCCGAUUCGAUCCAUUUACGAGAAUUUUGAAGGUUAGUAGAUUGCUGAAAUUUCGUCCGUUUCAUCUCACGAAUUUUGUUGUGUUUAUUGUUUUACAAACGAAGUGCUGCAAUUUAGCAUUACAAGUAAAACGUAGUUUCAGAAAACAAAAAAGUGAGGAGUUCGCUUUGAGAUAUUGAUGUGCGGACUAACUAAUUCGCGAAAUACGUAGAAUU
Molecule: messenger RNA, 532 nt
Organism: Spirometra erinaceieuropaei
Lineage: Eukaryota; Metazoa; Platyhelminthes; Cestoda; Diphyllobothriidea; Diphyllobothriidae
Source: the annotation of a GenBank genome assembly